Messenger RNA from Striga asiatica, 312 nucleotides. Lineage: Eukaryota; Viridiplantae; Streptophyta; Magnoliopsida; Lamiales; Orobanchaceae. The record is from the annotation of a GenBank genome assembly.
AUGAGAACCGAAACUUACACCACACCCGGGAUGACUAACUCCCAAAAGAUUGCUUUAAUACAGCCCGUGUUCGAAGGUAAAUCCCGAGACGCAGGCACGGAAAUACUAUCGCCGAUGAGCCCGCUACUGAAGGGACUAUCGCAGCACACAGGCGAUAACAAGCGCGGGUAUGGGGGGAGUGACGAUGAGAAGCAACGAACUGUGAAGGCGAAACUGGUGGAGGGUUUUGAGUGUAUAAUCGAUUUUCAGAAGAUGGACGGGCGAGUUGGGCUUAAGAUUGAUGUUUGGCAGUUUGGCGUGCACAUCAAAUAA